Molecule: messenger RNA, 3868 nt
Organism: Chaetomium fimeti
Lineage: Eukaryota; Fungi; Ascomycota; Sordariomycetes; Sordariales; Chaetomiaceae
Exons: 3
Coding region: 1-3567 (1188 amino acids)
Cellular component (GO): NuA4 histone acetyltransferase complex
Molecular function (GO): protein binding
Source: RefSeq, a predicted model, not a curated record
AUGUGUUCUUGUAAUUACCUGUUUUGGGUUUCCAGCGUAUCUUUGAACCUGGUUGACGCACGUGCUUGGCGAAACGACCUCUUUCACAUUCCGGCAGGCCAAUCUUUCAACCCAUCAAACAAGAACUCGAAACAUCUCAUUGCGAUCAUCAUCAACACAAAUCGCCGACGAAAAAAAAACCAAUCACGUGAUAUACCAACACGACAACCGCAAACGAAAACAACCAAACUUGUCACGAGCGCUUGCAAUCGGUCGAACCCAGACGAAAACCCCCGGGCGAUUACCACCGAUCGACGCGAUACCCUUCCCAACCGUCGGAUUGAUAGGAGCGCGAGGCUCGGGCUGCCGAUCGUGGCGCCAAUUCAUCUUGUCGAGAACCGCCCCCUCGGUUCCCCGCGGGGUGGAGUCGGGGGCAUGAAUACCUCGACGACACCGCACACGCCGCUCGAGAAACUCCUGUUGUUUCGCGGAAUCGCCAACUACGGCUUUGGAGAGGACAACUUUGUGGCCAUCGCCGGGGUUCUCCAGAGCAACAACCUCAUCAAAGAUGAUACCACUUUCGACGCCCAGCGACUGCGACCCGAGACCCUGCGAGACCUCUUUCUGCGACUUUUACAGGAGGAGGUAAAGGCCGAGAGCGGAAAUACACCCGGUCCCGAUGGCGCCCUGUCGCCUGCGUCGAAGAAGCGCAAGCUGCAGUCUCCACCCCCGUUGACCCUUAAGGAUGCCCGUCAAUAUUUGGACAAGCUUGAGAGUGCCUACAGCAAGCUGCAUGAUGCAUACCUACGCCACGCCACCGACGAGAUACGGCAGUUCGAAGAUGAAUACGACCAACUACAGGAGGGGAUAAAAGAGCUGGAAAAGAUGGGCACGGGAGAGCUCGAACCGAAAGCUCCAAGCCCACAUGAUGUCGUAGGGAAACACGAGCCAGGACCGUUAAGCAAGGUUGAGCCGCCUCCGGGGGCUCUGCCGCGGCCUCCCCAGGUUCCGACUUCCUUGGCGCCCCAGCAGGCCCUGCGGAAUCUACAGCCUUUGCUGCCCCAACCAGCAUCGCAGAAAGACGUUCGGGGUGGGCUUUCGCCUCUGCAACCGGCAGCCCCUGAGCAGGUAUCCCCCGCUCCUCCGCCGUCAGCCGCCGCCCACACCGAACCCGCGCGAUCUCCUCAACUCGGUCAGCAAGAGGUGACUAGACUGCCGGUAACGCAGCCAACCACGGCACCACCGAAACCUCAGAAUGCGGCGCCUCAAGUCCUACAAGCGCCGCAAGGCGUUACCCCCUUCCAACCCCCGCAGUCACCUGUGGCGCCUAACGUAGGUGAUGGCCUACAACGACCAGAAGGCGCUGUGGGAACCAGACAGUCUCCGGCACUGCCAUCGGCCAAUGUGCUACCCGCACAGGGGCAGCUGAAAUGGGAACCGCCCUACCAGCCAAAUGCUCCUUGGCGACAUGCGGCGAACCCCCAGCAACAACAGCAUCAGCAACAACAACCACCCAACGUGUCCAAUAUUCCGUCUCAGACCAUCCCUCCAUCACGGGGCCCUCAGCAACCAGCACCACCACAUCCGGGAUCGGCAGCUAUCCAGGGACAAACUAGUAGGCCGUUGCAUCAGCAACAGGUUUUGAUACCCCCACAUUCUGCCACUCAGUUUGCGCCACCGCUCCAGUCGCCACAAGUCAGGCAACCCGCAGCUGCUGCAAGCGAGCCAGGCAAACAACAGCCGCAGCUCCCCACCAGGGCAGCUGGUAACCCCCCCCAACCGCAUCCCCACGUCCCUCCAUAUCAACGUCACCCUGUAUCAGCCUCGGGCCCUGCCACUCCGGUUCAUCCUACCUCUCAAGUGCGCCCGCCUAGUCCAGGGCGGAGCGCGGCGGUUCCGGGAGCGUCUACGCCGCCGGUUACUGUACCGCCCAGACCGAGCCCUGGUCUAGCUGCUCCUCAGCAGCCGCACCAUCCCGCGGCUCCGCAACCACCACCAUACAACCAGCAACACGCCCCGCGGGGUGCUCCCUCGCCGGUCCCCGCCCCUCCAGAUACGGCCCAGCGCUACAAUUCCCCAUACCAACCGCCCCGACCCGCAGCUGUUGACCGUAUUCAUCCUCGGUUCUCUGCUACGUCGACACCAACGCCGCCUGCUAGGUUCAGUCCGGCUCCUUCUGCCCCGCAAACACCUACCAUGAAUCUUCCCACAAGAUUGGCAAAAGGCAGCGGCACAAAGUGGUUAUCGAAUUCGACGCCCUCGACUCCGAAGCCAGGGAUUGAGUUUCGGCUGGGUUACGAUGACGUCCCCAGUCCCGCGUAUGAGCCGACGAGCCCUGUAUUGCGACCCUCAGCACCACCAACGUCUAAGCAGGCGCAGAAACGGGAAGGGGCAACCGAUACACCCAAGCACAAGGGAGGAAGAUCGCAUGUUCCGCAGCGAUCCCAGGGCGUCUCCACACCUCAGCCCGGUCCCCGAGCAACACCGAACCUGCCACCAGGUUCUCAGGCCAAGCAGGCGGCUGUGGAGCCCGAGCCACCAAGAGUUAAGCGCGAGGUGACCACACCACGGCCGUCAACCGAAGCUGGAGACACUACCGCGGAUGAGAGCCGGGAAGAAUUGACCCCGACGCCCGGCCGGACUCCUCGCGCGAGCCAGCUACGCGAGGCCCUCUCGGAAAGCCUCAACCCAGCCGACCCACCCAAACUCGUACUCUGGACGCGCUCGUUCAACAAAGUCUGCGGCUCCGCGAUGGAACAGAUAGUACACCACCGGUCCGCCAACAUGUUCGCGGCGCCGAUCCGCGAGAGGGACGCGCCCGGCUACCACAAGGUGGUCAAGCAAGCCCAAGACCUCAAGACCAUCCGCGCCGCCAUCAACCACGGCAACCGCGCCGCCGCCCAGGCCGCCGCCGCCCUCCCCGACGCCAGCGGCGACCCGGCCUCCUCCUCCUCGGGCGUCUGGCUGCCCCGCACCCACGACCUCGUCCCGCCCAAAUCCAUCAUCAACUCCUCCCAGCUCGACCGCGAGCUCGCCCACAUGUUCUCCAACGCCGUCAUGUACAACCCGGACCCCCACCACGGCCCGGGCCCCGCCUUCCUCCGCGAGGUGGACGAGGACGAUGAGGGCGCCGAUGCGGGCGGCGGCGGCGGCGGUGGUGGUGGUGGCGGUGGUGGGGGUAAUGGUGGUGGUGGUGGUGGUGGCACCGGCGGCGGCAGCGGCGGCGGCGGCGGCGGCGCGCAGGACAGUGGCGUGCUGGGGUACAAGGUCGACGAGUUCGGCGUCGUCAAGGACGCCCGCGCCAUGUUUGUCGAGGUCGAGAAGCUGCUUAGUGAGCUGCGCUCGGCUGAGGUCAGGCGGAAUGUCCCGCCCGGUGGUGGCGUCGGUGGUGGUGGCGGUGGUGGUGGGGUGGGGACGGGGACGAGUACCCGCCAGGCGAGCGUGCUUGGUGGGAAUGGGGGUGGUGGUGGUGGUGCGGGUGGGGAGAGUGGGAGGGAUGAGGGCGAGGAGGAGGCGGAGGAUGGGGAUGGUGCUGCUUCUGGUGCUGGGGUGGGUGUGGGUAAGAGGCGGAGGGUUGGGAGGGCGUAGGUAGGUACGAAGGAGGGGGGUUGAUGUUGGAGACGGGAUGGGGGUGCAGCGGUUUUUGGCUUGUUUGGGUGAGUUCGGGGUUACGGUUUGGUGGUGUGCUGCGGGUUAGGGUUAUGGUGGUAAGGCCGUCUCGUCGCACGGGAAACAUCUCCGGAGCCAUCUUCGUGUUUGGUGCUCGGCUUGUCAUUGCGCCUGUGUAUGCGUAGGGCUGGGAAAGGUCUAUGCCGGUAUGGGGAUGCGCCCAAUUGCUAGCGUAGUUGAGCCUUGAAGUAAUCAAAACCUAGUCAAGUCUUGAAGCAAU